UGUUUACAAACGUGAAAUUGUAUUAAUUCAAUCGGUUUUUUUAAUAUUUUUUCUGUAAUUUCUUUUAAUUUAAAACUUAAAGGACAAUGACAACAUUAGACGAGCAACCGAAAAUAAAACUGGGCGAUUACAUUGUCAUACAACGACAAAAGUAUACCAAAUUGCAGAAAUUUGGCAAUUUAGAUGCCACAGCAAUGUUGGGCAAAGAUCAGCUAGAGCUGAAAGCUUUGCUAGAUCAACCUUAUGGUGCUACCUUUAAAAUGUGCCCUAAAGAAGAUUUGGGCAAGUCUCACCGUGGUCGUCAAAAGUUAAACACCUUGCAAUUGUGCAAUGAAUUGGAAAUGCGUAAUAUACGUGAAGUAUUGGGUAUAUCCUCCAGUGGUGAAGAUAAUCGCAAUAUUUUAGAUGAUGGCGACUCACAGGCUCUUAAGCCAGAAGAUAUCGAUAAGCUAAGAGACGAAUGCAAUGAAAGCACCAAGAUUAUAGAGAAAAUUGUAGAAAACUCAAAAACAUUUCACAAUAAAACCGAAUAUUCACAGGAAAAGUAUUUGAAGAAAAAGGAAAAGAAAUACUUUGAAUAUAUACAAAUCAGACAACCCAACAUACGUUUAAUUACCGAGAUAUACUAUCGUCAAGAUGCUGAAAAAGUAAUGGGCCUAAGGGUCGAUACCCUGUCACAAUUAAUAUCGUAUUCGGGUAUUUCUUCAUUCGGCAACUAUUUGUUAUAUGAGAGUGGCUCAAAUGGUUUAUUGCCAGCGGCUUUCCUGAACUCAAUGGGAGCUAAUACAGAAGCCAAAAUGGUGCAUAUGCAUCCGGGUAAUGUGCCACAAAAACAGGCCAUUUUGGCUUUAAAUUUACCCGAAGAACAAUUGCAAAGAUGUAUUUCAGUGAAUAUUUAUUCGGUGUUAAGAGAAUUUUAUCAAGGCCAGGAAACUGCCAGUGAAACAGCUGAAGUAAGCGAACCUAGUAGUAAAAAACAAAAGUUAAAUGAAGAUGACAAAGAUUCUUCAGAGACUUCCUCUGAGUCUGCAAAAACCGAGGACGCUGCUAAACCACCAGCCACUUUACAAAAAUGGCAAUUGGAAAAUAAACGUGCUGCCGCUUUAAUGCAGGACAAAUUUGAUUCUUUGGUUAUUGCCGCCAAAGAACAUCCCGCCAAUUUGGUUAAGGAAUUGUUGCCUUUUGUUAAACCCUCACGUCCCAUUGUCGUUUUCAGUUUGUGCAAAGAAGUGUUAAUGGAAUUGUAUGUAGAUUUGAAAACAAGCUCGAAAGUUACUAAUCUACAUUUGACUUCAAAUUGGUUGCGUAUGUAUCAAGUUUUACCCAAUCGCACACAUCCUGAGGUAAAUAUGCAGGCUAAUAGCGGCUAUUUACUGACGGGCAUUACUUUAGGUUAAGCAGGGAAUAAUAAAAACAACUUUAAAAUAA
Molecule: messenger RNA, 1428 nt
Organism: Calliphora vicina (urban bluebottle blowfly)
Lineage: Eukaryota; Metazoa; Arthropoda; Insecta; Diptera; Calliphoridae
Gene: Trmt6
Product: tRNA methyltransferase 6 non-catalytic subunit
Exons: 2
Coding region: 87-1397 (436 amino acids)
Biological process (GO): tRNA methylation
Cellular component (GO): nucleus; tRNA (m1A) methyltransferase complex
Source: RefSeq, a predicted model, not a curated record